Messenger RNA from Cyphellophora attinorum, 1335 nucleotides. RefSeq lists its product as uncharacterized. The coding region runs from base 1 to 1335 and encodes 444 amino acids. The transcript has 2 exons. The record is from RefSeq and is a predicted model, not a curated record. Lineage: Eukaryota; Fungi; Ascomycota; Eurotiomycetes; Chaetothyriales; Cyphellophoraceae.
AUGAAUUGCAAUGAGCUUCAAGAAGCAAAGCACGCCCCCAAAUACCUUGUCAGAAGGCCGAAAGCGCUACAAUGGUUCCAUCACAGCGAGUUGCAGAAGGAGAGCGAGGAAGAACGUCAAGCAGGUCGCUUCGAGCUCUUCCUCGACUUGCUCUACGUUGCCAUCGUCGCCAACUUCGCAGAUGAGCUCGCGGAGACAGCCAACGGCCAGGCGUUGGCGGUGUACUUCCUCAUCUACGCUCCUGCAUAUCACAUAUGGAGCGAUCUUCGAGAGAUCAUGAACUCGUACUAUACUGACGACCUUGUACAGCGGUUCGUAAUCUUGUGGGUCAUGGCAUUGCUCAUCCUUUACGCCAACAACGCGCCGCAUGUUGAAGAAAUUGGGGCAUUACGGACCACAGUCGCAGCGUACAUGAUCGCUCGCUUUAGUACGGCAAUGGUCUUUCUCAUCACGUCCUUUGCGAGCUAUCAUCAUCGGACCCAGGCAAGGCUGAUGUGUGGAUCGAUGCUGGUUGGCCUGCUGCUCUGCAUUCCGCUAUACCUAGACGACGUAUCGCUGCGCGCGAAGGCCGCAAACGUGGCUGUUGUCAUCUUCUGGAACGAGUUCUCGUGGGCCGUCACUCUGUCGCCUUGGCUGAAGAGGAAGCUGAGACUGACAUAUUCCACGGCGGUUGAUAUUGCUCAUGAGAUUGAUCGAAUGGGCGCCUUUUUCAUCAUCAUCCUAGGCGAGUUCGUGUACUCUGUCGUGGUCGGGAAUCCCGCGGGAAUUGGCCUAACACAAGGCUAUGGCAAAGCAGUCUGCACGCUCGUGAUUGCCUUCAGCUUGAAUUGGCUGUACGUCUCAGGAGAUGGCUCGCUCGAAGCAGUACAUCCUAUCCGACGGUCAGCCUGGACGGCUUUCGCGUUCUUUCUGUUGCAUCUGCCACUAUCAGCGAGCUUUCUGAUUGGAGGACACCUUUGCGCAGUCAGUGUUGCCGCGGACGAGUUCGAAGACGGUCAAAGGUGGCUACUGGGAGGCGGUCUGGGUGUAGGUACGUUCUGCCUAUGGUUGUACGGUAUGCUUUAUCAUUGCAAAGAUGAGGCAUGCAUGGUCAUGCCGAAAUCUUUGAGGAUUGGCGUACGCCUAGUUGUGUCGGUUGUUCUAGUCGUUUUGCCUGAGACGCACGAUCACCUUGACACCGCGGAAUUCAUGGCAGUGCUUGCCGCGCUCUUUGCCUUCAUGCUGGUCUGGGAAACGGCAGGGGGCAUGACGAAAGACUUCCAUUUGUUUGAGCCGUGGGAGGGAAGGCACCCACCGAAAGCUCCUGCCUCCGAGGAGGAAGCAGGAAUCCGGUAG